UUUGACAGCCAAACUUCCACUGUAAUAUCUUACAUUAAAAUGGAACCUGAAGCGUGUCCUCCUCCGGAGAAGAGACGGAGGAGACGCUGCAUUAUUUUAGGUGUCGUCGCUGGGCUGCUUCUCAUUAUUGUUGUCGCAGUUGUGUUGGGAGUGUCGCUCUGGCCGAAGACGGACACACUGAAGGAAACUUUCAUUGCAAGGUGUAAGGAGUUCAAGGGAUCCGACUGUGAAAAGAUAUGGGGUGCAUUUGAACAAGCCUAUGUGGGGCGGGACCCUUGUGAAGUUCCCACGGAAGCCUAUGACCCUUUCAUUGCUGCAGCCGACUUCAAACCUGCAUGCAACAGACUGAUGUUCUGGAGCAAAACGAAGGAUGUGGUCCAUGACUUCACUGAGAAGAAGAGAGAUUGUUUUCUCACAGUGGAGGACACUGUGUUGGGAUCUGUGCUGAAUGGCCUUACCUGGUGUGGAAAGGAGGGUAGCACAAAAACAUUCACUGACAGCUGCCCAGGAUGGAGAGACUGUGAGAACAACACUGUUCGCUCAUUCUGGAACAGAGUCUCAGCUGCUUUUGCAGAUGCUGCCUGUGGUGAUGUCACAGCAAUGCUAAACGGAGACAUCGCCACACCAUUCAAUCCUAAAAGUACUUUUGCGAGCAUCGAGGUGAAGAGGUUCGACUCCUCGAGGGUGAAAAGCCUAAAUGUUGUUCUGGUCACGGAGAAGAGCGCUGUGACAAACUGCACAAAUGCAUCUUUAAAGGAUUUACAGAAAGAGCUGAAACCAGGAAUUCAAUAUUACUGCAAGGAAGUGACUGAAGCUCAGAUCAAGGAGUGUAGCUCCAAUCCUGAGAUAACCUGUGGAGCCUGUUGGUGAAGACGUGUGAACUAAUCUAUUGCAGUAUAUUCUUUUUU
Messenger RNA from Sander lucioperca (pikeperch), 908 nucleotides. RefSeq names its product ADP-ribosyl cyclase/cyclic ADP-ribose hydrolase 1-like. The transcript is spliced from 8 exons. The record is from RefSeq and is a predicted model, not a curated record. Gene Ontology annotation, molecular function: NAD+ nucleosidase activity; phosphorus-oxygen lyase activity. The coding region runs from base 40 to 870 and encodes 276 amino acids. Gene Ontology annotation, biological process: positive regulation of B cell proliferation. Gene Ontology annotation, cellular component: plasma membrane. Lineage: Eukaryota; Metazoa; Chordata; Actinopteri; Perciformes; Percidae.